AUGCAUUCUAUGAAAAGCUUGGUGAAUCCCAACUACCUCCCUGGAGUCCACACAACCAGUCCAUGUGUCCGAUCCGCUCGUCUCGUCUCGUCUCAGCACCUGGCUUCUUCCUCCUCCAUGGAUCAAUCCAUCAAUCAAACCAUGGCAACAACCAGCGAGCCCCACUACCGGCCGCGCCUCACAGACAUGCCCCCGGAGAUCCUCUACAUGAUCGCCUCCCUGUUCUGCCAGCACUGCCUGGAUCGACAAUCCAAAAAGGGCAAAGCAGCCACGGUCGAUGACAAGAUUAUAGGGUCCAGGCGCGACCUGGAGCGCUUGGCCCUUACCUGCUCAAAGAUGUAUGCCAUCGCCCAAUCCGUCAUCCAUCACCGGGUCGGAUACGAGGAGUUGUGCCUUCGCUUUGCCGACUACGUCGCCACCCUCGGGAGGUUGUCCAGGAGCAGCCACCUCCGGGAGCAGGUUCGCCAAAUCGGCCCGUUCUUCCUGAGCUUCGAGGACCUCUCCCUAGAUGGCGCGGUCGAAAUGUUCAGACGCGUCUUCACCAACGUCGACGCCGUGGCCCUGCUACUGCUGCCGCACCCUCUGAAGUGGCUGUACUCGGUCUUCUCCAACGGGAUCCUCGUCCGGCCCCCUGCGCAAAUCUUUGUUUACUUGCUCAUGGCCCUGGCGCCGAACCUGCAGUCGCUAAGCAUCGUGGCCACCGACCUCACGUCGCAUAGGGCGAUGCAAUUCCCCGAUUACAUGGACCUGCGGUUCGAGCUUAACUGGAAGGCGAACAACUCCUCUUGGUAUUGUGUUUCGGCAAAGAGGCUGCAUCAGCUGGUGGUGUGCGCAGCCCGGCGCGGGAUGGCUGCUUCGCUGCUGGACGGCCGGGUGCAUUCCAUCCUGGCCUCGGCCCCGCGGCUGCGCUGCCUGGAGUUUCAGAAUCUGAGUCUCGAUCGGGAGCCUGCUUGGAUCCGGAUACUGGUGCCGCCGCCCGGGCUGCAGAUUGCCUGCACGCAGCUCACGACGCUGGUGUUGCAGUCGUGCUAUCUCGCAGACUUUGCUGACUUCCGCAGCCUGCUCCAGCAGGUGGACAACCUGCAGAGAUUCACCUUUGUGCUGGAACGGGCCUAUGAAAAUCCAUACUAUCGGCUUUUGGCCUUGCAUCGGGGCCACAUCUCACCGAGCCUGCUGGUGAGCCUGCUGGCACGCCAUCAGCCGCGGCUGAGGCAUCUGGUCUUGGACUUUGACGCGGUGCUGCCCCCCGUCGGGAUGUCGCCCAUCAACUGGGCCAUCCAGCCGACGGUGCUGGCGCAAGGCUUCCGGCGCCUGGAAACGCUGGGCAUCAGCGAAUCAUGCUACCACCAGGGCAAACUCUACUACUUCAACUUGCCCGUCGCCACCGGUGCCUUGACCCCCUAUCUGCCCAGCUACCUGCCACCCGGGCUGCGCGAGCUGCGGCUGAUUAGCGGCCACGUCGGGUCGGUGCUGCCGCAGCUGUGGGCGCUUGGCAUAGAAGCGGGCAGGCGUAACCAGUUUGGUGAGCUGAGGCUUGUCAAAGCCAUGUUUGUCGUCUUGUACCAUGGUCAGGCAAACCGCAUUCUGUGUGCCGAGCCUACGAGAAGACACACGGGACGAAUCCACAGCUUGUUUUGCGAGAGAAGGAUCGAGUUCGUAUUGGAGGAGCGACCAUGGUCAUCAGACGGGAUGUUUCCGCAGUGGCCGAAAUAUAACUAA
Molecule: messenger RNA, 1719 nt
Organism: Ustilaginoidea virens
Lineage: Eukaryota; Fungi; Ascomycota; Sordariomycetes; Hypocreales; Clavicipitaceae
Exons: 2
Coding region: 1-1719 (572 amino acids)
Source: RefSeq, a predicted model, not a curated record